This is a messenger RNA of Poecilia latipinna (sailfin molly), 1417 nucleotides long. It is a transcript of the gene hmga1a, whose product is annotated as high mobility group AT-hook 1a. Gene Ontology annotation, biological process: regulation of DNA-templated transcription. Bases 148 to 450 code for a protein of 100 amino acids. The transcript is spliced from 5 exons. Gene Ontology annotation, molecular function: transcription coregulator activity; DNA binding. Gene Ontology annotation, cellular component: nucleus; chromatin. Lineage: Eukaryota; Metazoa; Chordata; Actinopteri; Cyprinodontiformes; Poeciliidae. The record is from RefSeq and is a predicted model, not a curated record.
GACGAAUAAAAGCUGUAGCCUAUGAUCGGCUAUUUAACCGGUUAGCCGCAUACAAACCAGCUAGUUCUUAAAGGAAAACAAUUCGGCUUUAAUUUUAAGACGGAGGCGAUAAAUUCGUGGAAAUAGAGGUUAAAAAGCUAAGCAAACAUGAGCGACAAGGGGACAGUCUCAACGAAAGACAAGGAGGGGGCAGAGAAGAGAGGGCGUGGAAGACCCCGUAAGCAGCCGCAGGUAAAAUCCUCAGAUGAGGCAAGUGGGUCCCCAACUCCAAAGAGGCCCCGAGGGCGACCAAAGGGGAGCAAAAAUAAGACGACUGGUGGCAAGGGCAAAAAAGGUGCGGGAGCCUCACCUGCAGGAGGAAAACGCAGGGGACGACCCAAGAAGGAGAAGGAGGAGGAAAAAGCAUCCCAAGAAUCAUCUGAGGAAGAGGAGGAGGAAGAUGACCAGUAAUUCAAUACAUGCUACCUCACUCUACAUACUGACUUACUGUUAUCCAGAAACUGGGCUGUAUCAACACCAGUGCCACCACUUGACCACUGUUCACGACAAAGCCCUCCCCUUUGUCAAAGGGCGGGGUUAACACAGUACAUUUAUCAUGCAGCAGCACUGGAUUUAAACAAAAUGGACUUGAUCAAGCAUAGAUCUAAGCAUUACAUGACAGGUAACAGCCCUUCUACAUGUCAUGUUAUCACAAGUCUUUUAUACUGGACAAGGUGUGCUCUGAAGAGCCUGGGUUGUUUGUUAGUCUCCCCUAAAGACCGUUGGGACAUGUUUCCUCUGCUUAGUGUCAUUUAUUGCAUCUGCGAUAGUAGAACAUAUAGACUUUCUUGUUUUUGUAUUGGACAAAGGUAAAUUUUUACCCAUUUGCUGUUUAGUUUUGUUACAUGUGAGUGAAGUGGUUAACCUAUCCUUUGCAUUGUAUUCUAGACGGAGACGAGCUUCAGCAUUUAGGAUGAGCAUAGGUUACUGAUGGUAGAGGUGUCCGUUUCGUGUCGAGUUCAUCCAUUAUUUUUUAAUUUUUUUUCCAAACUCUGGACAGAUCUGGGCAUCUUCCACCUGACCGCUUUUUCCUGUAGAGCAGUGUAGAUUUUAGAGGCGCUUAAAACAUUCUCAGUCCUUUUUGCAUGUAGUGGGGAGAUGUAAAGUAAGUUUGAUGGUUUUGUUUUUUUGUUUUCAUCGAAAUACUCUGAUCAGACUUGCAGUUUGUUCCUCUGGGUUAUAUACCAUUUAAGAGAAACCAUGAGUGUGCUGCUUUUUGUGUUUUAUAACGAUUCUUUUUGGUAUAUUUUUAGAAAGAGUUUUAGGCUGAAAAGUAAUCUGUCGUUUCUUCAGGGAGCUUUUACAAAUGCGGUUACUUUUCCCCCCCCGCCCCCUUUCUCCUUCUCCCUCAUGCGCUCACUCAGUCACUUGCAAUUGG